AUGUCAGAAACGAAUUGUCCCAUGUGCCACAUAAUACAGAAAACACAUUUCCAGAGAUUGAUAUUAAGUAGUUUCUUUGAGAACUUAUUANGGGGCACUCUAGAGAGAGAAUCAAGUGCUCAGUAUGAGAAAUUUGAAGAAGAUCCCGAUGUUUCUUCCCAAAAUGAAAAUCCGGACAAUUUUGCAGGUCCUGCAGAUACUAGCAGUAAGGGUGGGAAGAAUGCAGAUAUGACAGUCAGAAAUUUUGAACUCAAUGUGGACUUAAAUGAGAAUGGGAAUUCCACGCCAGUACUGGCUGGAGGCCCUUCUAACUCAGUGACAAAUCCAGCUCUUGAAAUGAAGCAUGAAGAAAUUCACGGUUGGUCCCUUGAUAGUGUGGAAGGGAUGGCCAUUGAUCCUGUUCAACUUGCCAAUAUCAAUAGGAGGAUAGAUGAGGAAGAAGAAGAUUAUGAUGAGGAAGAAUAA
Messenger RNA from Fraxinus pennsylvanica, 465 nucleotides. NCBI's taxonomy places the organism in Eukaryota, Viridiplantae, Streptophyta, Magnoliopsida, Lamiales, Oleaceae. The record is from the annotation of a GenBank genome assembly.